CCCGUCCCUAUUUAUUAUGGAGAAUCAUCAAGGGACAAAGCUUGAAAAUUAGUCACUAUAUCAAGAAGAUCAAGAGGAUGUCUUCUACUAGCAAAUACUCCACUCCUCCAUGUGCCGCUUGCAAAUUUUUGAGAAGAAAAUGCUUGCCAAGUUGUGUUUUUGCACCUUAUUUUCCUCCAGAGGAGCCAAUAAAGUUCACAACCGUACACAAAGUAUUCGGGGCCAGUAAUGUGAGCAAGCUUCUGAACGAAAUCCAGCCUCAUCAAAGAGAAGAUGCGGUCAAUUCUCUAGCUUAUGAAGCCGAGGCGCGAUUAAAAGAUCCUGUCUAUGGAUGUGUUGGAGCAAUUUCAGUUCUUCAAAGGCAAGUUCUUCGCCUCCAGAAGGAACUCGAUGCAACGAAUGCUGAUUUAAUGCGAUACGCCAAUUAUGAAAAAGUUAAUAAUAAUCAAGAAAGGAAUCAUAAUUUUCAGUAUGGGAGAAGAAUGGUUAAUUCUGGUUACUAUAAUUAUUCUUCUGCAUGGAACAAUGGUAUUUCUGGAGGUCACAACAAUAUUGGUACUGAUAAUUGUGAUGGUGGCAGGUGAGGAAUUGUAUUUGUUAAUUAACUUUGUUUUUCCAAUUGAGGGAAAGGAAAUUGAACUUGAAUUAAUGUACAAAUUGAAUUUUGUAUAUUUGGUGGAUUAUUGAUCGUUGCAUGUUAUAUAGAUGGAGAUAUGUGUUUUGAUUUAUGCUAAAAUAAUAAUGUAGCUAGGUAUUGUUCUUCUUGUCCCAAUC
This is a messenger RNA of Solanum stenotomum, 774 nucleotides long. RefSeq names its product LOB domain-containing protein 25-like. The record is from RefSeq and is a predicted model, not a curated record. NCBI's taxonomy places the organism in Eukaryota, Viridiplantae, Streptophyta, Magnoliopsida, Solanales, Solanaceae. The transcript has 3 exons. The coding region runs from base 78 to 584 and encodes 168 amino acids.